Helianthus annuus (common sunflower) is the source of this 2172-nucleotide messenger RNA. Its product is annotated as zinc finger CCHC domain-containing protein 7-like. Lineage: Eukaryota; Viridiplantae; Streptophyta; Magnoliopsida; Asterales; Asteraceae. The record is from RefSeq and is a predicted model, not a curated record. Gene Ontology annotation, molecular function: zinc ion binding; nucleic acid binding. Bases 778 to 1644 code for a protein of 288 amino acids. The transcript is spliced from 4 exons.
GAAGAGAAAGAGAGAAAGGAGAAAGAAGAGAUUGAAGAAUCUAAGAAGAAUGAAACUUCAAAAAGUGAAGUUGUAUGCUCAAAAUGCGAAAAAUCAGAAGCAGACAGUGUGAAACUCUUGAAGGACGUAGAGAGUUUGACAUUGGAAAACAAUACUCUGAAGAUCAAGAAGAAGGCUGAUAAUGAACGGAUUUUGGAGUUAUGCUUGAACUAUGAAAAGCUAAAAUCUGAGAAUGAUAAACUGUUAAAUGAUUUGAACAGUUUAACAUCUGAAAACAAAAUUUUGAAAGAAAAUGAAAAAGUUUUUGAAAACAAAAGAAAAUCUUCAGAAGAUGAAGAUUUCUGGAUUAAACUGGAAAACAAAAAUCUAAAAGAGAAUGAAACAAGAUUUCAAGAAUAGUUAAAAGUCUUGGAAAAUGAAAAAUCUGUUCUUGAAAAUCUUAAAAUUGAAAAUGAAAAAUCAAUCAAGUCUCAUCUUGAAAGAAUAUCUCAGCUUGAAAUUGAAGCUGAGGAUUCAAGGAUCAAGAUUGAAGAACUUGAAAAGAAGUUGAAAGGUUUUGUGACUUCAUCAGAUAGGUUGAAUUUUCACUGUCCAAAACCAAUCAACUCUGUUCCAAUAAGUGACAAGGUCACAAAUUUUGACAAAGUCAAAAUUGAAGAUUGUGAUGAUGUAUCUGAUGAUGAAAAAGAAAAAGAAAAGAAAAGAAAAAUAUUUUUAGAUUUAAAAGAAAAAUUUAAAAAUACUGUUUUACAUUCUACUGAGAAAGGUGAAUGCUCAAUGCAAAAACCUGUAAAGAAGAGUGUAGAACAGAAACAAAAAGAUAUAAAAUCGAAAUAUUUUCAAAAAGAAAAUAAAAGCUCAUCAGAUCACUCAUCCAAUCACAAUAAAAAAUCACAAAAAUUUAGAAAUGAAAACUCACAAAAUGUUGGUAAUAAGUGGUGCAGGUUUGACCACAGUGCUCAAAUGCCAAAUCAAGGAUACAAGAUGAGAAAUGACUACCACAAGGCAACUCAAUGCUAUGAUUUAAGUGUGUGGUAUGAAAAUGGUGUACGAUAUGAAAGAAAGAAGAGGUAUGAUAACAGAGUGUGUUACUCUUGUGGCUAUCAAGGGCACAUAGCUGUUAACUGCCAAAGUCAGAGAUUUGAAACAAGAAGAUGCUUUAACUGCCAAAUUCGAGGUCACAUUGCCAGAGAUUGCCUAAGGAGAUCAAUGGGAAGAUCGAGGGCUGAAUCUCAAAGAAUGGCAAAGAAACCAGUCAAUGUCAAGCCCAAGGGACAGAAAGUUCAAGAACCAAAAGUUCAAGAACAGAAAGUUCAGGAAACGCAAGUAAAACUUUCUCAGGGGCAGAAAGACAGACUGCGUAAGAAGAGGAAGAAGGCCAGAGAAUAUCUGGAAAGGAUUUUGUCCUCAGGUUCUUCAGUUGGUAAGAAUAAGAGUACUAAUGAAUCGCUUCAAUCGACUGCAAAGUCAAACAAGCCGAGUUCAUCAGUUACAAAUUUGAGGACAACAGAGAAAAAAGAGAAAAAGAAACGUGUCGGCGAUGAAUCUGACAGGUCAAAGUCAGACAAGCCACACUCAGGCGAUGAUUCUGGUUCGUCAAAACCAGAAGAGCAGGUUAUUGAGGUUGUGGCGUUAGCAAACUAGAAGCUGCUAAAAAUUGGUGAUGUGAGUCUUCAAUUUUUUUCGAAUGAUGAAAUCAAUCAUCGUUGUCAACAUUUGAUAUACACGAUUUUGUUACAGAGUCAAUCAGAUCUACAACCAUCAUAGGGUUUCAAAAAGCAACAGCUAUUGGAAUCGAUUGUGAAGAAUUCUGGCGAUAUUGUUCAUCUGAAUGUAGCUGAAAGAAACUUGCUUCAUGAUAUGGUGAAAAUAGUGAAGAAAAAGAAACCUGAUUAUCAUGUUAAAGAGAAGAUAUUAAUUCUAAUUGACACCUGGCUAUUAUGAGGUAAUCGAUAGGCCGGUGGACUUCACUACGAUAAAAAAUCAAAUGGAGGCGAAGGAUGGUACUGAAUACAAACAUGUUCGGGAUAUAUGUUCUGAUGUUCGGUUGGUUUUUUAGAAUGCUAUGAAAUAUAAUGAUGAUAAAAAGCGACGUUCAUGCGAUGGCCAAAACUUUGUUGGAAAAGUUUGAAGAGAAAUGGCUUCAGUUUUUACCAAGGGUUACUAAAGAGG